Molecule: messenger RNA, 5331 nt
Organism: Protopterus annectens (West African lungfish)
Lineage: Eukaryota; Metazoa; Chordata; Ceratodontiformes; Protopteridae
Gene: RUSC1
Product: RUN and SH3 domain containing 1
Exons: 10
Coding region: 663-5189 (1508 amino acids)
Cellular component (GO): cytoplasmic vesicle
Molecular function (GO): protein binding
Source: RefSeq, a predicted model, not a curated record
AGCAGACCCGUUGGAUGAGGACAGGCUGCCUCAUUUAGAAACAAGCCUUUCUGCAUAGUAUAUUGUCAAUGUUUAUGCUGGACCAGCCUACACAUCAGGAAAAUGUGAGGGUACAAAACAGCACUGAACAGUCUGUGAUCCAAAUGCUGUGUAAGCCAACAAUGCACAUAAUUGCUGUUUUCAUCUGUGAUAACGUCAUUUCAACAAGACAGAUCUGCUUCUCCACGGAAUAUGUCAGAAAAGAACUAUGUGAAUAGAAGGAUUUGGGGAGCAAGAGCAGCAGUUCCAGUUCUUCCAGACACCACAGUAACAUGUUUUUAACAGGGCAGCCAGCAAAUGAGCAUGCAAGCAGCAAAGUUCUGUUCUGGAAUACAGCCCAUUUUGUAGCAUGAGACUUUCUCUACGCUUUUUGUUUCAGCAUCACCUGACAGGAUUGGAGUAACCACAACAAGAUGCACCUAAGUGGUAUCUCACUAACUUCUCUGUAACAAUACAUUAAGUAGUUUUUCAUUUAUUAUGGUCUUGCUGUGAUGAUGUAAGCAACAUUCUGCCUUUAGAGGACAAUUGCAAGAAGAUAGCAAAUAAAUGGUGCUCUGAAAAAAACAAGAUCUUGAAUGCCCUGUUAGUGUUUCAUUGGGAAACAUUGAUCUAAGUGAAUAGAAAUGCUUGCUCCAGAAAAAUGCAUCCUAAAGAACUUGAACACUGUUCACUUGAGGAACAUCUCUGCAAGCCUAAGAACUUUAAACCACAAUAAUGAAUCAAACGCUAAUGGGAAGUCAGCUCAAAAAGAAACAUGGGAGAAGGAGUUAUGCAGUCUUUGUCUGCACAAGAACUGUAUCCCAUCUGAAGUGGAUGCAAACUUUAAUAAUCCUUCUUUUCCUUGCAUGUGCUGCCAGCUGCACCCCCCACAGCUUGAAAAGCUACCCGCUCAGCCUCUUGCUAGGAAUACAGUCUCUACUACCAAUGUGGAGUCUCUUUCACCAACCACUCUUUUGUCCCCUUCACAGUUCACAGCUAGCCCAACAAGCUCAUCUUCUAUUAGCAGCUGCUCAGACUUUGAUUCUGAUUCCAGUCCCAAUUCUACUUGCUCCAAAGAGUUUCCAUCAGAGGACCAGGAUGAAGAAGCCACAUCUCCUUUAAGCCAGCCUACCAUUGUGCCCCUAGAAGAACAUGAUUUCAGAUCUGAUACCAACGAACAGAAGAAGCAUGACAUUUUGUCCCAUAGAGAAUGCCACCAACCCAAAUCUGAAAGCAGCCUUUAUUCUGUUACCCUCAGUGCAUCUGAGGCUAACACUCCUGAUAUAUUAUGCCAAAGUAACUAUUCCACCAGUAAUACACCCAGCAAAGUAUCAGCUAUAAAUAGUGAAACAGACAACAAAACAGCUACCUCUGCAGUAGAGCUACUAAACAAUCAGCAUAUUCCUAGAUUCACUCCAUUACACAAAAAUUCAGAAAACCUUGAUUCAGAGCAAAAUGGCACACAAGUAUCAACCAGACAACCAUCAGCUGCUGCUGGUAACUUAGGGCAUAUAUUGAUAAAUGGUGAGACUCAAGCCCCAACUCACUGUACACAACAUAAUCAACCAUUAAUUCUGAGUAUGGGUAAAAAAACGCCAGAUUUAGUAAACAAAAACUCUGCUAACUGUUCAGAACAUGCAAUAGCUUCACCACAUGAUCUGCCCGAUAGCACAAUUUCAUCUGCACCUAACACACAAAUUAAUGUGAUAUUUGAUUCAUUGAACACCCAUCACUUCUGCUUAGACAAUGAAAAACAAAGAUCAAAUAUAAAUGAGCCAUCAAAGAAAACUGUCACAUCAUUUCAUGAGUUAGCACAAAAGAGGAAAAAGAGCACAUUAGGGCAGCAGAUUCAGGGGAGAAAUGACAAAAGUGACUGGCUGAUUGUGUUUUCACCUGAUACUGAGCUUCCGCCUGCAAGUGAACUGUCUCAGGCAGCUUUUGAGCAGAAACAAAUGAGAGCUGCUCCUGAAAGUGAUGAAGACAGGAGAGGGCCAAAUGUAACAACAUUUAAGGAACUCCGCUACAAGAAUGCUUUGACAAAACAGAACAGUCAGCAAAGUCAUAACUACUCACUAUCAGCUCCAGCAGAAUUCUGUGGUAGAAGUGGAACCAAUCUGCAGCAGUUAGUGGAAGAUAGACAGUAUGAACUGGUGAAGGACCACUAUCAUCCCCUGAAUGAAGAGGCAGAAGGAAAACCAAGUCUAACAGACUACGGCUCAUCAGGGAAUGACAGUGGAAUUGGUUCACCUGAGGAAGACCUACUUCCACAGCUAAAAGGACAUAUUGUUACUUAUUUUGAACAUAUGCCCAGAAGAAAAAAGUCCAGUUCCACCUUGCAACCCAUUGAAGAAUGGCCAGUAAAUGAACUGAGUGAUGGAGAGCUGAAAAAAGAAUAUGCAUUGAAUAAAAGAAAAGGUGUUCAGGGAGAAGAAACAUUACGAUUCACGGGAAGAUCUACAUACCUGGAAGAAUAUCAAGUCCGUGGAAAAGCAGAUGGAGGGGACAAGGGCAGCAAACAUGCUGGCCCAGUAUUAACUCAGGGUCACAGACCACAGACUCUUCAUUUCCAACCAAUUGUUUUCCAUUUCCCAGCAGAUGGGAAUGCAGUAUGUGCGAGUCUCUGCUCCGCUUCUGACCCUCCUUCUAAUGCUGUAUGUCACCAGCCCCCCAAUUUGGAGAACUGUGAUGUAAAGUCACCAGUCCUGCUCGGCCCAUCUUUCUGUUCAAAGUUAAAGACUGUUUCAUGUGAUGAGGUCUGCCUUCUGGCUGCAGGAAAGACAAGAGACUUUGCUUUUGUCUCUCCUGAAGAGCUACUGCCUAUGAGACUGUCUCCUGUAGGAGAUUACUCCCCCCCUCAGAGAGGGGCCCCACCUUUGCUACAGAGCCCAUCUCUUUCUUCUCAAUUAGCACCUUUCUUUCCAAGAAGCAGGACCUUCCCUACUUUGUUUCUUCCAUCUCAGCUGUCUUCAGAACUUUUAAUGAAUAAAGGGACUGCCAGGAUCCAGGAAAAGGAUUCCGGGGAGGAGAAGAAUCAUGGACCGGAAGAUACUCAUCUGCAUUUCAGCUCUGUGUCUCUCUUUACAUGGCAUAAAACUAAUCAGAGGAAUCCAGCAGAAGAGAAACAUUCAGAAUAUGGUGCUCUGUGCCAUCAACGUCUGCUGAAUGCUGUAAGUUCUUCGGUAGAUAAACUUGUUUCCUAUUUCAGUACCACAAGAAAUUUAGUCCAGAAGGCUCAGCUGGGAGACAGCAGAAUCAGCCCUGAAGUGGGACACCUAGUUUUAUUUGGUCUCAAUCCUGCACUGUUAGCAGUUUUGAAGGAUGGCCUGAAACCGUAUCAGAAUGACGUUAUUGUGGGACGGAGGAAGAACUCAGUGUGGCGCAUGGUUGAAGCAUCUGUGAAACCGGGUCCAGAAACUAUAGCAUUCUACAGUUUGUACUGCAAGAUAUGUAAGCUUCCCCAGCUCAAAACAUCCAGAAUGCGGUUCAAUGCCUUUAUCUUUGGUCUCUUGAACCUCAAGCUGCUGGAAUUCUGGUUUUCACAUUUAAGACAGUGUACUGACAUAUUGUCCAUGCACUAUGAACCAAAGGCCUUCCUCUCAUUAUCCAACACCUCACUGAAGCAUUUGUUUGAUGAACUACUGCUGCUUCUUCAGCCUCUGUCCAUCUUGACUUUUAACCUUCAUAUUCUUUUUGAGCAUUGCCACCAUUUUGUAGAAGAUGCAGAACAGUUAAACAAUCAUACUGUAUUUAAACAAACUGAAAAGAGAUUAAGUGUUCUUCAUGCCAAUAAAAGAAGAGAAAAUACCUCCUCAUCUAAUCAGUAUCCUAGGGGACUUACCACUGAACUUAAAACUCUAAGUCAUAUGCAGAGAGGUACCAACAAACCAGACUCUGAGAAUAUUAUAGAUGAAUGUGCAGAAAAAAGUGAAUGUUAUGGCAAGCUACCAAGUCAACGAAACGUCUGUGUUGAAGAAGGUUUAGUUUGUAGUACUAGUAGAUCACUGACUGAAAACAGGAAACAGUCAGUGGAACAAUCCCAAAAUGCAGUAGGAGAGACACUACAGCAUACCUUUGAGCAGGUCGUGCAGUGGGGGGACAGACUUGCUCAAAACUUAGUGAAAUUCAAAGAACAACAUAAUGGGCCAGCCAAUGUGCCUCAGGUUCAAGUCAAGAGUGAAGAGAAAAGUAGCAGAGUUUCCAAUGUAAACGAGAUGGCUACUGAGAGAAAACCUGUAAAUUGGUGGGAACAACUUAGUCAGACAUCACGUGUUUACAUCUCUCCUAGUAAAGAAGGUUCUUUUUUAGCUAAGUGGUUAAAACCAAAGACACCCGAUGCAGUGCAUAAUUCCAUAUUUUCAUCAAGCAAACAAAAUGAAUCAUUCAGAUCUGAACCACUUGUGAUACUGAGGGUCCAGAAUACGAAAGAACACACCAUGGAGAUUAAAAAAGAUGAAUCAGUGCCAGCUGAGAAUAGCAUUAAUAACAACUAUUCUGAAUGUUCCGUUGCAGUGCAGAAGAAAGAACCCAAAACAAAUGACACAGGAGUUUUACAAAAUACAGACAAACCUUCUGAUGAUUCAGCAAGUGAAAACCGAGGCACUGGAGAAGGUGCUGUAAAAAGAGAUGAUGUUGACAAUGAAUGCCAUUAUACAAAACCUGAAAAAAAUUGUAGCCCUCCCUCUGUGCAAUGUGAUGUAAGGAAUUUAGAUAACUCUUAUGCAUUUAACAAACUGGAAAAUACAAGAACAGAAAUGUUGCCUUCAAUUGGGAGCACAAUGUGGAUGGGAAGGAUAUUUGGAGCAACAAGUCCUUCUAACAGAACAUCACAGGAUGAGCAGGGGGCCAACCAGCUCAAAUCAAGGAGGCCUUCCAGUUGGCUUGCACCGAAUCUGAAUGUCUUUGGUCAGGCACGUAAAGGAACGAUAACUGAGAGAGUUAUGCCACCGCUGGUUUUGGAAGAAGCAGACACUGUUUCAUCUGACGAGGAGACUAAACCACAGAGAGCGGUAAAAGCACUAUGCAGCCACACUGGGCAGGGAGAGCAUGAGCUAAGCUUUGAAAAAGGAGAUAUCCUCAAAGUUGUCUCCAAUGUGGAUGAAAACUGGAUUCGUUGUUGCCAUGGAGACAAGAUUGGCAUAGUUCCAGUUGAAUACACUUCUCUUAUUUUAUAAGUAUUCAGUGAAAAAUAACACCUACGCUGAGUGAAAAUGUAAGAUGUGCUGAGAAUGUAGCGAAGCAAAAUUGGUUACUGAGGAGAAAGUGACAUUCUCUCUUUUUUUGUAAUUCUUCAAUUAAAUGGCAUUUGACAUGUUA